Hevea brasiliensis (rubber tree) is the source of this 2855-nucleotide messenger RNA. Its product is annotated as probable LRR receptor-like serine/threonine-protein kinase At1g14390. The record is from RefSeq and is a predicted model, not a curated record. Bases 529 to 2742 code for a protein of 737 amino acids. Gene Ontology annotation, molecular function: receptor serine/threonine kinase binding; ATP binding; protein kinase activity. NCBI's taxonomy places the organism in Eukaryota, Viridiplantae, Streptophyta, Magnoliopsida, Malpighiales, Euphorbiaceae. The transcript is spliced from 6 exons. Gene Ontology annotation, biological process: protein phosphorylation.
UUUGAUUUCAGAGCCAAAUUGACUUUAGCCUCACUUAGGUGUGAGAAGUCAGAAAGAUGUGUGGUUUUGAAAGCUGGUUUCUAAUUUAAUAUGGUAGUCUCGGUGGCGUAGUAUGAUCAAGAUCGCUUUUCUUGCUCGCUCGUCUAUCAGUUUGUGUAGAAGGCUGCCUCCAUUUCCACCAACUUUCACUUUUCAUAGACAAAAGGGUUAUUGUCUUCCUUGUGUUAAAGAAAUCCUCUCAGUUUCCAUAAGAAAGACGCUCUCUUUCUGUUACUUUCCCAAGAAAAACUGUAUUCUUUCUCAAUAGGAGCUGAACUUCUUUGAUUGUCUGAAUGUAGUGACCAAAACCCAGGUUAAAAUUUUUCAUUUUCUUUUUUUUAUUGUAAUCUAACCCUUGCUUUCUGAUCACACUCAUGAUUUAAUGUUAGCAGUCUUCCAUUUUAUAUUUCCCACAUUAAAGUAGCGAGUGCAUGAAGCUUAAAGUUUAGCUUUCGAGUUUUUUUUUUCUCCUUUUAUUUCUAUCUUAAAAUGGGAAAUUUAUGGUCUUGUAUCUGUUUAUUGUUUCCUCUAAUUAUCUUGCUCGCUCCUGUUUCAAUUGGACAAUUGUCUCCCAGUGAAACCAGAACUCUUUUCCAAGUUCAGAAACUUCUUGAACAUCCUCAAGUGCUUCAAGGAUGGACAAAUUGGACCAACUUCUGUUAUCUCCCUCCCUCGCCUUCCCUCAAGAUUGUUUGCUCAAACAAUCAUGUAACAGAAUUAACUGUAGUUGGAAACAAAAGCUCCCCAUCUCAGAGCCCAAAACCAAUUGAUUCAGUGAAUUUCUCAGUCUCCCAACAAACUUUGUCUAAGAACUUCUCUAUCGAUGCUUUCUUCACUGUUCUAACUAGGCUUUCAAACUUGAAAGUAUUAUCACUAGUUUCCUUAGGAUUGUGGGGUCCAUUACCUGCCAAGAUUAACAGGUUUUGGUCUCUUCAAGUGCUAAAUGUUAGCUCAAAUUUCAUUUAUGGGGAGAUUCCUCAACAGGUUAUGUCAUUAAAGAAUCUUGCUAGUCUUGUUUUAGCCGAUAAUUUGCUGAAUGGGAGUGUACCAGAUCUCGAAAGCUUAGUCGCACUUCGAGAGCUGAAUUUAAGUGGCAACCAUCUUGGACCCAGCUUCCCUUCACUGGGUAACAAUCUUGUUACUGUAAUUUUGAGUAACAAUUCCUUGAGAUCCGUUAUUCCUUCUGGAUUCAAGAACUUCAACCUUCUUCAGCAAUUAGACAUCUCGUCCAAUAAGCUAAUUGGACCAAUCCCAUCUACUCUGUUCUCUCUGCCUUCAAUUCAGUCCCUUGAUUUAGCCCAAAAUCAGUUGAGCGGUGCCCUGCCAACCAACAUUUCUUGCACUGCUAAGCUUAAAUUCGUGGACAUUUCUCGCAAUCUUUUGAUAGGAAAAUUACCUUCAUGUAUUGCAUCCAAUUCUGUAAAUCGGACCGUCAUUAGUUCAUGGAAUUGUUUGUCUGGUGCAAAUUCAAGUUACCAACAUCAAUUUGCAUUCUGCCAUAAAGAAGCUUUGGCUGUUAAGCCCCCAGCUGAACGUGAAAAGGAAAAAUCUACAAUCAAACUAGGACUGAUACUUGGUAUUAUUGGAGGUGUUGCGGGGAUAGCAGGUGUUCUUGGAUUGUUGAUUGUGAUCAUUAUUAGAAGAUCGCAAACAAGAAGAGCUUAUGGUGGCAAGUUUGAUGGAUCUUUUGCUGAUAAAAUGUCUUUUCGUAGCUCCUCUGUGCCAAACAUUGAUUCAAGGCGUGUGCCUCAGACAAUGAGGUCAGCUGCAAUAGGUCUUCCACCGUAUCGUGUUUUCACAUUAGAAGAAAUUGAGGAUGCAACUAACAACUUUGAUCCAACGAAUUUCGUGGGAGAAGAAUCUCAGGGACAGCUCUAUAAAGGUUGGCUCAGAGAUGGCUUGGUGGUCCUGAUAAAAUGUGUGAAAUUAAAGCAGAAGAAUUUGCCUCAAAGUUUGGUGCAGCACAUGGAGGCACUUUCAAAGCUGAGGCAUCUGCAUUUGAUCAGUGUUCUUGGACAUUGCAUUGUUACUUAUCAGGAUCAUCCAAGUACAGCUAGCACUGUCUUUGUGGUUCUUGAACACAUCUCCAAUGGAUCUCUUCACGAUUAUCUUACUGAUGGGAGAAGGAAGGAUGUCCUGAAAUGGCCGCAAAGAAUGGCAAUUAGUAUUGGAGUUGCCAGGGGAAUCCAUUUCUUGCACACAGGAGUUGCACCUGGAAUUUUUGGGAAUAAUUUAAAGAUUGAAAACGUAUUGUUGGAUGAGAGUCUCACUGCAAAACUUAGUAACUAUAACAUUUCCUUGCCAUCAAAGGUUGGUUCACAGAGUCCUCUAAAUGGACUAGAUAUCCAUAAUCUUAGCAGUGCAAAUGCAGAAAAGGAAGACAUUUAUCAACUGGGUGUUAUCCUAGUUCAAGUCAUUACUGGCAAACUUAUAACAUCCCCAAGUGAAUUGGAAGAAUUAAGGAGUCAGCUAGAAAAAGGCUUAGCUGAGGCGCCAUCAAAACUACGAGCUAUGAUAGAUCCUUCAACAAGGGGCAGUUUCGCAUACGAAUCACUAAGAACUACAGUCAAAAUCACCAUUAAUUGCCUCUCAACAGACUCGAGCAGUAGACCUUCAAUAGAAGAUGUCCUCUGGAAUCUGCAGUAUUCAAAUCAAGUUCAGGAUGGAUGGACCAGUAGUGGAAACCUUGGCACGCAGUUAUAGUAUUGCUUUUUUCUUGAGUUUCAAACCAAUUGAGCUGUUACACUCUGUUGCUUUCCUGUAUCAUUUAUUUAUUGUAUGACUAUGUGAAUAAUAAAGAAACCACCUUGUAUUUA